AUGUCUGUACAAAUUACUCCAAAACGGGGUUUCUUUUUGGAUUUAAGCUUUUACGCCUUGUGUGUUAAGGCAUGCCCAAAGACGCAGCCUUUCCAAGCUGAAAUCCGAAGCUAA
This is a messenger RNA of Sclerotinia sclerotiorum 1980 UF-70, 114 nucleotides long. RefSeq lists its product with no specific name. The record is from RefSeq and is a predicted model, not a curated record. Lineage: Eukaryota; Fungi; Ascomycota; Leotiomycetes; Helotiales; Sclerotiniaceae. The transcript is spliced from 3 exons. Bases 1 to 114 code for a protein of 37 amino acids.